AAUAAAAUCGUUAAAUUUUCAGCGUUAAGGGGAAGUAAUGGUAUUUUGCAGUGGAACAGAAAAUGACCAAUUAAAAUUAGUAAAGGCAUAAAUAUCAUCCAAUUAUUAGGAAGAAACUGAUUAAAUAAAAGUAAAUUUUAAGCCAAUAAACAUAAAAAGUGUCCAAAGAUUAUCGGCAAAUUUAAUUUAAUGGAGUCCAAACGAUUAAUACUUAGCCUCAGCUUUCGAAAAAUUAGUAAUAUGGUAAUAUUAAAGUGAAGAUUUAUACAAAUAUUAAGAAUUUAAGGACCAUGAACUAGAAAUAACAACAAUAAGUUGGUCGCCAGAUUCUUCGAAAAUAGCAUCAGGUAGUUUAGAUGGCAAAAUUGUAAUAAGAACAAUUGAUAAUAAAAAAACAAACAUAAAAAAUAAAAGAAUUGACACAUGAUAAUAAAAUAUUAGGACUAGUAUGGGACACUUAUGAUAAAUAUUUGGCAGCAUUAUAUUCAGAUAAUAAUGUAAUAAUAUGGAAAUGUAAUUCAUGGGAAAAAUCUUAUAUAAUUUCACUAACAUGUCCUAUUUCUAAUAAUUGUUAAAAAAUAUCUUCAAAAAGGGAAGAUAGAAAAAUUGAUUGGUCACCAGAUUAUAGAUAUGUUUUAGUUCCUAGCCUUGAUGAUAAAAUAGUACCUUUUGCCUGCGCACUUGAUAGACAUUACGAUUUUAAAAUUUGUAAGACAUUUAUGGGUCCAUUUUCUUCUAUUAAUUGUGUUAAAUUUAAUCCCAAUUUAUUUGAGUAUAAAAAAUGUGUAAUUAAUAUUUUUGCUUAAGGUGAUAAUGAUGGAAAUAUAUCUAUUUGGGGUUUAGGUGAGGGUUUUGUUGCUAAAAAACCUUUUUUUUUAUUUAAAUCACACCCUAAUGGUAAUGAAUUAAUUGAAGAUAUAUGUUGGAAUGCAUAAGGAAAUAUGCUUAUAGCCUCAACUUUAAAGAAAUAUGUUUUCGUAGCACUUUUCAGUGAAUCUGUAUUCGGAAAGUAACUUACUUUAAAGGAAAAAUAAGAAUAUUUAGAAGGAUAAUACGGGUCUUUAAGAACAUUUUCUUCAAAUAAUGUCAAGUUUAAAGUUUUCAAGGCUAAUAAAAAUACAAUGGAAGAGGAAAAAGAAGAAGAAGGUAAAAUAAAUAUUAACAUGAAUACUGAAAUGAAUAAAGAAUUAAUUGAAAAAAUUUAAAAAAAUAUAAGAAGUGUAAAUUCCUUAAGUUGA
Messenger RNA from Ichthyophthirius multifiliis, 1238 nucleotides. RefSeq lists its product as hypothetical. Gene Ontology annotation, molecular function: protein binding; nucleosome binding. Gene Ontology annotation, cellular component: HIR complex; nucleus. Gene Ontology annotation, biological process: chromatin organization; DNA-templated transcription. The transcript has 2 exons. The annotation marks the transcript as partial. Lineage: Eukaryota; Ciliophora; Oligohymenophorea; Hymenostomatida. The record is from RefSeq and is a predicted model, not a curated record.